Molecule: messenger RNA, 775 nt
Organism: Carassius carassius (crucian carp)
Lineage: Eukaryota; Metazoa; Chordata; Actinopteri; Cypriniformes; Cyprinidae
Product: transmembrane protein 60-like
Exons: 2
Coding region: 183-560 (125 amino acids)
Source: RefSeq, a predicted model, not a curated record
AUUGACAGCUACAGACAGCACCGCGCAUCCUAAUAAAGCCAAAGAACGAGUCACUCCAUUAUGAUUCCGAUGAAGAUCGUUUCAUUACGGUUCAAAUGAGAGUCAACGGAUGAUCCUGCAGACUUCGGCGGGACUGUGCGCUGCUGACUGAUUUCUCGGAGCUGGUUGUGGUCAGUGUCCAGAUGUCUCUGGCUCAGAGGGUUCUGCUGACCUGGAUCUUCUCGCUCCUCUUCCUCAUCCUGCUGGUGCUGAAGCUGGACGGAAAGGUCAAGUGGAGCUGGUUCCUGGUCUUCCUGCCCGUCUGGGUGUUUGACAGCAUCCUGCUGCUGAUGCUGGGUGUGAAGGUGGCGGGCCGCUGUCGGGCGGGUUACGAGCCGCGGCUGAAGCUCUGGUAUCUGCUGGCUCUGAUGAUGAAGGUGGGCUUCUGUGUGACUCUGUGUGCGCGGCUGGAGCAGCUGACCAACCUACGACUGCUGAUCAUCUGUGUGCCCUUCUGGACACUGCUGACCGGAGCCCUGAUCCAGCUGGGAUACAACAUCCUGCCCCAGCGCACAGACUGACACACACACACACACGAAAUGAUCUCUAACAUCUGUACGUGAACAGAAAUGUUUCUACAGAGAUCAAACAUUAUGGUGUUUCUGUUCUUUUUUUUUAAAGAGAAAUUUGUCUCAAUUUUGUACAUUUCAAGUUUGGUAAUAUGUGGUUUUAUUCGUGUGAUUGAUUUGUAAAUAUAUUUCCAUGUGCUGAUGCUGUAAUGAACAUGUAGUUUUUC